Pyricularia grisea is the source of this 1942-nucleotide messenger RNA. RefSeq lists its product as uncharacterized. The record is from RefSeq and is a predicted model, not a curated record. The transcript has 3 exons. The coding region runs from base 1 to 1890 and encodes 629 amino acids. Lineage: Eukaryota; Fungi; Ascomycota; Sordariomycetes; Magnaporthales; Pyriculariaceae.
AUGGUCGCUCUCUAUACUCUCAUAGCCGUCGGGGCUCUGACCCUGACUAGCCAGGUUCGUGCCACGACUGUGUCACUUCCCUCUUGCCCAGCGCCCUUCACUCCCUUUGUUUACUCGGGCUGCUACACGAGCGUGAGCAACCCGGACACGCUUCCUUUCCGCACCGAAGUCCCCCGAGCAAACAUGACGGUCGAGAAGUGUCAGGCCGCAUGCAAGGGGAACGGAUAUCGGUUUGCGGGACUCGAGUAUUACGGGGAGUGCAGAUGCGGUUCAUCGAUAGGAGGAAUCAAGGUUGCUGAGUCCGACUGCAAGCUUGCAUGCACUGGCGACAAAACUCAGAUUUGCGGUGGAAACAACCGCCUCUCUAUAUACGAGGAUUCAACUUUUCCGGCUGCUGCUUCGGUUACACUCGAUGAUUACAAGAACAUCGGCUGCCAUGUUGCGAGUUCAGACCCGGGCGGCAAAGCCCUGGUGUACCGAGUGGAGGAUGUCACCGGCCAACCCUGGAGCAGAGACACAGGUUCGAACCCCAAGUGCAUCGAGGGAUGUAUGUCAAGAGGGUUUCCCUAUGCUGGAACCGAAUAUGGAGGUGAAUGUUGGUGUGGCGUUGUGAUGGGCAACGGCGCCGUUGCUGCUCCCCCUUCCGAGUGUGACUUGACCUGUCGCGGUGCUCCCGAUCAGAACUGCGGAGGUCGAUCUCGCAUCAAUAUAUUCGUCGCCAAAGGCCUUGAGUCGACCGAGCCUUGUGAUCAUCAGCCCCCGAGUCUGCCAGAAACCUCCACGACUCUCUCGUCGACGAGCCUCUCGUCCACAUCCACAACCCUCUCGUCGACGAUUCUCUCAUCAACAGCCCUCUCGUCGUCCACAACUCUUUCCUCCACGACAGAGCCUGCCACAGUACCCACAGAAACAUCCACCAUAGUUGUGCCUAGUACGGCCCCUGCGACGACCCCGACGCAGCCGCCCACCACCCAGCCACCAACGACUCUGCCGCCCCAGACUACUACGCCAACUACUUCGAGCGCAGUUUGUGUAAGCACUAUUGUCACUCCCCCCAAGUGCGAGUACCAGUGUGGAAAUUGGUGCUCCGGUGGGCUUCCCGACUGGGACAACCAGGAAGGAUGCAAGCACGGAUACUCGUCCUGCAAGCUUCAAAUUGCUGCCUGCUUCAAGAAUGCCGGAUUCCCAGGGGCUCUCAAGUGUUUCGAGUUCGCCCUCUGGUGUGGCGCCUGUGGUGACUACUGUAACACGGCGCCCAAGAACAAGUGCUCCAAGCAAGACUGGUUCAAGCAGAAGCCACCGGCUUGGGGUCCUGGAAAGCCAUCGACCACUACCAUCACGGCCCCCUGCCAGCCUACAGCCACCAUGACGCCGACCAAGACGCAGACCACACCGGCCACCACGUCAACCCAGUGCCCCGUGCCUCCAACUGCGACCAACAUCUGCAAGCAGCCGACCAACAUAUGGUACGGCUACAAGCCCGGAAAGCCGGUCGGUGGCAUCGAGCUGCCCAUGGUGACAUGCAACGACCUCAAGGACGACUGGCACUCGGGCAGACCGUGGAAGCUGUAUACCGACGUUGACAGCCGCAAGUGCAUGUCCUACCCGCAUCUGGCGGUGCCCAACGCCUGCAAGGAUGCCUGCAAGGAGCAGUAUGACGACUGCAAGGACACUUAUGCCGAGGCUUGCAGGCAGGGGACUGAGAAUCCCGGCUUCAGCUUCAAUCUUGGCUGGCCGUUCAAGAGAAGCCUGGCCGGCAGGACUCUGAGCUGGAUCGACACCUGGAAGUCGGCAAUGGACAAAUGCCACGCUCAGUACUCUGACUGUUUGGUUGUGAACAAGAAUGCCGCGGCCAAGGGCAAGUGCCACGCCUGGGGUGCUGGUUGGUGAUUGAGGGAGUUUUUGGGGAGUUGGUGUUUUUUUUUUUUUUUUUUUUUUUUUU